UCCUUUUUCCACAUUUAAUUUUUAAAUUUUUUAUUUUCUUUCUUCGGUGGGGGGGCUUGCCGUUAAAUGGUAACGAGGAAAGGGAGCGGGAACCCGUAAAGCGUUCUUUUCUCCCUCUCUAGGCAUCCUAUAGGGUUUUAUUCUUUCUUCUAAGUACUCGUUUCUUUCUCUCUUUUCCCUAUUCUCUUUCUUUCUUUUUGUUUUUGAGAUCUGUGCGUUUUUUCCCUUCUUGAAAGCUUCAUUUUAUAAGAAAUGGAAACUGUUACAGUGAUCGCUCCACCAAUCGAGACUCCAUCCAAGUCCUCUGACUAUCACUAUUUUUCACAUCCUCCUCUGAAUGAAAGGAUCCUUUCAUCAAUGACCAGGAGGUCUGUAGCUGCUCACCCAUGGCAUGAUCUUGAGAUCGGACCUGGAGCUCCAAUGGUUUUCAACUGUGUGAUUGAAAUUGGGAAAGGGAGCAAGGUGAAGUAUGAACUUGACAAGAAAACUGGUCUGAUCAAGGUUGAUCGUGUGCUUUACUCAUCAGUUGUGUAUCCUCACAACUAUGGUUUCAUCCCUCGCACUCUUUGUGAAGAUAAUGAUCCAUUGGAUGUCCUGAUUAUCAUGCAGGAACCAGUUCUUCCAGGAUGCUUUCUUCGUGCUAAAGCUAUAGGUCUGAUGCCUAUGAUCGAUCAGGGUGAGAAAGAUGACAAGAUUAUUGCUGUCUGUGCUGAUGAUCCUGAAUAUCGUCACUACAAUGAUAUCAAGGAGCUUCCACCUCACCGUUUGGCUGAGAUUCGCCGCUUCUUUGAAGACUACAAAAAGAAUGAGAACAAGGAAGUUGCUGUCAAUGACUUUCUCCCAGCCUCUACUGCUUAUGAGGCAAUCCAGCAUUCCAUGAAUCUAUAUGCGGACUACAUUGUGGAGAGCUUAAGGCGGUAGUUGUUCAUUGCGUCCUGACUAUAUAUAUAGAUACGAAUAUGUUGUAGCCGCAUAUUAAAAUUCCUCUUCAUCGUUACAAGAAAUUCAACAUCUCCUUGUGUGGGCAGACUGCACCCUGCAGAGUGCAGCCACUGGUUUUACAAACUAGUUGGGUCCUUAUGUCUUAUAGUAACAUUUUCUAGGUGAAAUGGUUGUUUGCUGUUUGAUCUUUAUGCAUUUGAGGAUGACGAUAAUUUUGGAUAAUUCUCACGGUAAUGAUGAUGGCUAUAAAUCUUUUUAUCCGGUUGUCUCAAUUUUUUUUUUUUUUUUGGUUGUAUAAUGCCGCUCACUUUUAUUUGCUGUUUGAUGUAUCUUACAGUUUUGUGAAUUAUUUUAUGAGUUUAUAUGUAAUAUAUUGUGAGUGUAUAAAAUUUAU
Molecule: messenger RNA, 1336 nt
Organism: Durio zibethinus
Lineage: Eukaryota; Viridiplantae; Streptophyta; Magnoliopsida; Malvales; Malvaceae
Product: soluble inorganic pyrophosphatase 4-like
Biological process (GO): phosphate-containing compound metabolic process
Cellular component (GO): cytoplasm
Molecular function (GO): inorganic diphosphate phosphatase activity; magnesium ion binding
Source: RefSeq, a predicted model, not a curated record